GCUCUCGGAUUGUCUGCUGCUCCGACACACCGGAAACCACCGGAACCGACCUGGACUCACCGGGACCGAGAGUCCGCGGCCUCCGGGGCCCUUAAGCAUUUCUGGGGGAGUUUUCUCUCUGAUCGCUGCUUCUCCUCCAGCAGGAGGCACGAAGCCUCCCGGGAGGAGCAGGAGGAACCGCGGAGCGAGGAGCCCAUGCGGACCGGAGUGACUUAUCAAUGAAGCAGGAGAUCAUGGCGGAGGGUCCCCGCUGCAAGAGGCGAAAACAGGCCAACCCCCGGAGGAAGAACGUGCUGAACUAUGAGAACGUGGUGGAGACGACCUCAGACACAGACGAUGACGACAGCUUUGGAGGAGCGGGAGGAGGAGCUGGAGCAGAAGAGGAGGAGGUCGGCAGCCCGGCGGGCGUGCCUGUUCUGGAGGCGUCGCCCCGGGUCGGCCACGCCCUGCUGUCGCACCGUGGCCAGGAGGGCACCGAGAGCGACGGGUUCCAGGACCCCCACAGCUGGAGACAUCUUGAUGGGAGGAAGGACGAGUACGAACCUCUGGGCCCAGACACGUCUCUGCACGCUGAAGAAAAUAGCGCAGUGAGACGCCUGGAAGGCAUCCCUGAGCUGGAUGAGUACUUCCUGAAACGGAAACUGGAGGAAGGUGAUGGUCACUCAGCAAGCAUCGCCGAGUACCUGCAGCGCAGCGACACCGCCAUCAUCUACCCAGAAGCCCCGGAGGAGGUGACGCGCCUGGGCACGCCUGAGGCCGCUGGACAGGAUGAAAGUGAGCACGACCUGGCGCCCGGCACGCCGGACGACUUCGCCCAGCUGCUCACGUGUCCAUACUGCGACCGCGGCUACAAGCGCCUGACGUCUCUGAAGGAGCACAUCAAGUAUCGUCACGAGAAGAAUGAGGAAAGCUUCCCCUGCCCGCUGUGCGCUGAAACCUUCAGCCACCGCGCUCAGCUGGAUCGUCACAUGACCACACACAAGCCGGUCAGAGACCAGCCGCCGCUGCUUACUGAAGGAGCUGGAAACCGAAAGUUCAAAUGCAGCGAGUGUGGAAAAGCCUUCAAGUACAAGCAUCACCUGAAGGAGCAUCUUCGUAUUCACAGCGGUGAGAAGCCGUAUGAAUGCUCCAACUGUAAGAAGCGCUUCUCCCACUCUGGAUCCUACAGUUCCCACAUCAGCAGCAAGAAAUGCAUCGGCCUGAUUGCCCUCAAUGGAAGAGUACGCAACGGAAAUGGUGGCAAACCUUGCUCCUCCCCCAACUCUACAACCUCAUCACCAGGAAGCCCUGCUCUGGCCCAGCUCCGCCACAAACUGGAAAAUGUGCGGCCGCUUGGGCAGCAAGAUCAGCAGGGUCAGCUGGACAUCAAAGCCGAGCCGAUGGACUUCAACGACUAUCGGCUAUUGAUGGCCUCGCAGCAUGCAUUUGGGGGACCGGGGGUCUACCUGAAUGGUCGUGGCGGAAGCCCCCUGGGUCUCCACAACUCCUCCCAGAGUCCCCUUCAACAUAUGGGAGGCAUUGGGCUAGACCUCCAAAUGCUGGGCUAUGCAGGAUCCCUUGGCAACAACCUGAACGAGGUGCAGAAAGUGCUUCAGAUUGUGGACAACACGGUGUACAGGCAAAAAAUGGAUGGCAACCCAGAGGACAAGCUCAGAUCCUACAUGAAGGAGCUGGGUGCCCAGAUGGAGGAGCCCAAGGCAACCCAGACUGGCUACCAGAUAACGGGCCAUGGCAGCCCCACCAAGAGCAUAAUUGACUAUACGCUGGAGAAGGUCAAUGAGGCCAAGAGUCUGAUUGAUGAGUCCAAGAGGCAAGAGGAUGUUAAGAAAGAUAAACCAAACCACUCAGUGGGUCUCAGUAGUGAAGAAAAAAAACAUGAAAACCAGAACCAGUUUCUGCCAUUCUCCUGCCAGUACUGCAAAGAGACCUUCCCCGGGCCCAUCCCACUGCACCAACACGAGCGCUAUCUGUGCAAAAUGAAUGAGGAAAUCAAAGCCGUCCUGCAGCCAGCAGACAGUAGUCCUACUGGCCGCCGGGGAGGGAUGUCCUCUGAGCUCUCCAGUAAUGAGCGAACCACCAGCCCUAUUAACCCUUUCAAGGACCAUGUGUCAUUGCUCAAGGCCUAUUUUGCUAUGAACACUGAGCCCAACUCAGAGGAACUGCUCAAGAUCUCAGUUGCUGCUGGCCUCCCUCAAGAGUUUGUCAAGGAGUGGUUUGCCCAGUGGAAGAGCCAAAACCACCACAGGAAAAGAUCACCUCCCCCUGACUGUAGUGGACCAGAAAUGAAUCACAGCUUGAACCGCUCUCCAACGUCACUUCUUGCCACAGAUUUACAUGGAGGCUUCACUAAUGGCGACGCCUCCCAAAGACUCACAAAGGCCAACCACUUUACAGCCAAUAGGCAGACAACAGGGGACAAACCACUAGAAUCAUUGGACCACUUGAGAAGCAACACUCCAUCACCCCUUAACCUUUCCUCUACUUCCUCCAAAAACUCUCAGAGUAGCUCUUACACUCCAAACAGCCUCAACUCGGAGGACGCCCAUGGGGACACACCACUGGAUCUGUCACUGCCCAAACAUAUGGCACAAAAGCUUGUCUCCGUGGGAGAGAAACGACCAAGACCCAAUGGUUUAAUCACUGAGCGCAACGGGGAGGUUUCAGGGCGAGAGCAGGGGUCUGGGCCCUUAGACCUGGUCAACAUUAAGAAGGAGGUCCUGGGUUCUGAUGGUGGAGGGAACUCUAUUCACCAGCUGGAGAAAAGCACCAGUCCCAUAUUUGGGAUUAAUCCCUUUGCUAGUGGACCUGUCUACACCUCCCUUCCACCUCACGGAGCAUUUCCUCCACCCACCUUCAUGACUUCUGCCCAGGCAACCAUCCCAGGCCUCAGGCCCUACCCGGGCCUUGACCCCAUGAGCUUCCUGCCUCAUAUGGCCUAUACCUACGCCACCGGGGCAGCCACAUUUGCAGAAAUGCAGCAGAGGAGAAAGUACCAGCGAAAACAAGGUUUCCAGGGGGAGCUGCUGGACGGGACGGCGGACUAUCUGUCAGGCCUGGAUGACCUGACAGACAGCGAUUCGCUGCUCUCCAGGAAGAAGAUUAAGAAGACUGAAAGUGGUAUGUACGCGUGUGACUUGUGCGACAAAACAUUCCAGAAGACCAGUUCCCUCCUAAGACACAAAUAUGAGCACACAGGUAAACGCCCACAUCAGUGUCAGAUAUGCAAGAAGGCCUUCAAACACAAGCACCACCUGAUCGAACACUCACGCCUGCACUCUGGAGAGAAACCCUACCAGUGCGACAAGUGCGGCAAGCGCUUCUCACACUCGGGCUCAUACUCGCAGCAUAUGAACCACCGCUACUCCUACUGCAAGAGGGAGGCCGAGGAGCGCGAGGCGGCCGAGAGGGAGGCCAGGGACAAGGGAGGCAGAGGUGAAGGAGGAGGCGUGGUGGUCGGAGGGCUGGAGCCCACCGAGCUGCUGAUGACGAGGGCCUACCUUCAGGGGCUGGGGCCCCUCGGAUACUCGGACCCUGAGGACCAGCAGGAGGAUGGCAGCGGUACAAUCCUGAGGGUCAGCAGUGAGGGAGGAGGUGGACGGGAAGAAAAGGAAGUGGACAGCAAGACAUAUGAGGAGGUGACAGACAGGCAGGAGGCAAGUUUUAGGAAAGAAGAGGAGGAGGGCGACAGCAGGAGCCAGAUGGACUUGAUGAGGGACAAAGAGGGUAAAGACUCGAUCCAGCUGAUGGACGAGAGUUCACGAGAAGGGAAAACAGACGGCAAAUCGGACCAGGAGGACUGAUGGGAAAAACAAAAGCUUUGGGAUCCUGGCUUGAUCCAGUGUCUGCUUCAUGAGAGGCUGAAAGGAAAGAUGAGGGGACAGUGUUCAUCUUCUCACACCAAAUUAGUGUUUACUUCAGACUUCCUGCUGAGAUUUUAGGGUCCUAAUGGGUCAAAGGUGUUUAUGGUCUGAUUCAGCACUUAAUUCAAGCCUCGUUCACAUUCAGCUGAAUGCCUGAAAAUAUAAAUGAUUCUUUGAUGGCUCCCACGUGGAGUUACUUCAGCAUUAUUAACAAAAGACAAAGAAAAACUUGUGGUCUCUUUUCAUCAGGUUUAGUCUGAUUAUUUUCUUCAAAAGUGUUUGUUGACAGUUUUCAGUUUUACUUUUUAAGUCCAGGCGUAACCUUGCUCAAUCCUCAGUGCUGCCAGAUAAAGACGUUCAACAGAAACUAGCUAAAACCUACUUUAAAACUUGCUAAAUGUCACAAGAUGAAGUCACAUCCUAUGAUUAGCUUAGCAAGAGUAUGUGUGUCCUGCUCACUGUGCUGAUACAUAAAGUUUCUAAUAGAGCAGAACAAAUGAAGAUGUUCUCAGUUUGUGUUGUCAAACAUCACAAAGAUCAGGAAACAGUUUCAGUAUGACUGCUGUAAACCUGCUGUAAGCUCUGCAGUGAUCUGCAUCAGCACAGCACUUCUUAAUAUACUCACAGAGUGCAAUCUGCGAGGACUUCAGGUUUCUGGACAUGAACUGAAGUCUUUCCAGGUUUAAAGUCUGAAACAUUCUGAAUUUGGAAGCUUGAGGCAGCAGAGCUGUGAGUCAUUCUUACACUUUCUUUGGUACUGCUCUGGUUUUCAUUCGUACCAAAACUACUCGGUAGCUUCAGGCAGGUUCAGGGUUGGCAGGGUGCUGCGUACCUUCAGGGGACGUUCAAAAUGAAAAAGAAAAAAAUGAAUUUCAAAGUCAUGUUGACCGUAAUGAAAAGGAGCGAUUCAGAGACAUUUUUAUGACUGUUUCAUGAUUUGCUGUGAGGCUGGGCUGAUGUAGUAACACUGCAGGUCCUUCAAAUGGAUCGAGCAGAUUCUCUGUUAUUUUUCAAGGAAUAGUUUAUAAAUUGAAAGGCGAAAAAAGUCCAUAUAACGGCUCGGGGGGGGGGUGUUAUCCGGGACACUCAUCUUCACCUUGUGUUUUUUUUACUACUCAAUGAGAGAUGUUUGGAUUCAAAUACGCCCAAACAGAAGCUUCUCCUUCAUUAUUUGCAGUUGGAUAUAAAGAGGUAUUUGUGAAGUGCUUCAGACAUAAUACAAGAGAAGAUAUGUUUUAGCAUCUCCAGCAUUUCCUGGAGACAUGACUAACAACCUUGGCAAUUCUGAGAAUGAAGGGCUCGGUCGAAUGAAGGGCUCGGUCGAAUGAAGGGCUCGGUCGAAUGAAGGGCUCGGUCGAAGGUGUAGUUCCCUGAACAAAUGAUUCGCUCCUUUGGGGGAUUUGAUGACGUAGCAUCAUAGAUAUGCAGCCAUUAAGGAUCCCUGUUUGACUUUGCUAGGUUAUCUUGUUUUUAAUCACCAGGACACCUGCACACACAUUCAGUAGAGACGCACAGUUUCAGACCAGUGGGAGGUUUUAUCUGCAUUAAAAUAAUGAUGUUAGUGACAUAAUUUUGCAUGAGGUGAAAAAUUUGAUGCCAAAUCGAUGUAAUUGCAGCCUGAACCUGAUGAUUCAAAGGUCAUGAGUGUUUCAUUCAUGAUCAUAGCAAAACAAACAGUACUUUCCAAAAACAAGGGAAAAAUAUGAAGUUUGGUUUGAUGAGUCAUAAUGGAGGGGGGGCACAGGAAGUCUGAAUAACACUGGGGAUGUAUUACUAUUAUUAUUAAUAUUGUUAUUAUCAGUGUUAAUGUUUAACUUUUAAAACAUUUCUACGCCCCGUAUAACCUUCGUCAGUCCUCGAGUAGAGACGCGACCCGAUGAGCGUCCCCGCCAUGAAGCCCGGUGGGAUUGUUUAAAAAUCCACAUUAUGCAAAAAAGUAAACAAAAGAAGAAGAAGAAGUAAUAAUGAUUAUCAUUAUAAUGACAUGAAGCUGUUUUUAAUGUACAGUAUUAUAAAGGCCUAAAAGCUGUGUGGUGCUAUAAUGUUCUUAACUUCUGGUGUCUCAUUGUGUUUGAACCCCAAUUCAGGAAAUUGCACUUGACUCCCUGAAUCACUACAAAAUAAAAGAGAAAAAGAGGGAAUACAGCCUCAAACACCUGGCCACUUCCUGUCAGUGUUAUUGUCGUAUUUUGUCUCCUUUUACUGUGAUUUUUUUUUUUAUCCGACUGUAUUAUUUUGCCAACUAACCACACGACUUUGGGCCUCCUGUUUUUGUUUUGUUUUUUGUUUGUUUUAUUUUUUAUGUGAAGGAGCAUUUAAACCUGUGUGAUUUUCAAAAUAAAAUGUGGAGUCUUAAAGUGCAGAGGAAAUGAAAAAGACAGGACAGAGCCUUUUGAGUGUGUUGAAUUUUUCUCCAGAGAAAGCCUUAUUAUAUGCAAACCUUUCACCUGUGCCAUCCCUGUACAGUGUCACCUACCUGUCCUCUGCUUCAGUAUUACAGUGAAUAUCUCACCUGCGUCAGUGUUAGCGUAGCGAGGCGGCAGUUUCUUAGUUUACAUAUGUUUGUGCAAUUUUCUCUGUAUUUCUGUUCACCACAGUAUUUCUGUCAGUAUUACUUUUGUUUUUGAGAAUUUACCAUUUUAUUUAUGUGACUCAUUUUAUAUUUCCUAAUUUUAUUUAUUUCAUACUGUAGUGUACAGUAUUAGAGUUCCUCACAAAUAGAUCUAUUUUAGUAAAAUGAUUGACUAUUGGAGCAACAACCUGAACAGGUGAUAUUUGGAGCUUUUUUUUUGUUGUUUUAUUUGAAACUACUGGAAAUUCUAAAUUCGGGGAACUUUUGAUAAGAAGCUUAUUGUGAAAACACUGUAUUUUUAAAAAAUCCACUUUAUUCAUCCCACUGAAGAGGUGACAGAGGACUGAUGAAGAUGAUGAAGGAAUUCCUGAAAUGUUUGAAGUAUUAUUAUUUUUAAUUUUUAAUUUCCAUGCUCGAAUAAAUGUAGCCAAAUUAAAUUUUAAUAAAGCUGUGUUAUUCUUCUUGUA
Molecule: messenger RNA, 6899 nt
Organism: Archocentrus centrarchus (flier cichlid)
Lineage: Eukaryota; Metazoa; Chordata; Actinopteri; Cichliformes; Cichlidae
Gene: zeb2a
Product: zinc finger E-box binding homeobox 2a
Exons: 10
Coding region: 219-3800 (1193 amino acids)
Biological process (GO): regulation of transcription by RNA polymerase II; anatomical structure development
Molecular function (GO): DNA-binding transcription factor activity, RNA polymerase II-specific; RNA polymerase II cis-regulatory region sequence-specific DNA binding
Source: RefSeq, a predicted model, not a curated record